Messenger RNA from Haplochromis burtoni (Burton's mouthbrooder), 10134 nucleotides. RefSeq names its product ninein (GSK3B interacting protein) (gene nin). Lineage: Eukaryota; Metazoa; Chordata; Actinopteri; Cichliformes; Cichlidae. Gene Ontology annotation, molecular function: calcium ion binding. Gene Ontology annotation, cellular component: centriole; ciliary transition fiber; mitotic spindle pole. Gene Ontology annotation, biological process: centrosome localization; centrosome-templated microtubule nucleation; microtubule anchoring at centrosome. The record is from RefSeq and is a predicted model, not a curated record. The transcript is spliced from 28 exons. Bases 2147 to 8917 code for a protein of 2256 amino acids.
UAUUUUUUCUCAGACAUUUCUUUGUUUCUUUCUUUCUCUUCUCCAGCUCUGGGUACUUAGCUUCUUUCAUCCUAAAAAAGUGUUCCCUCACGUUCCCAAAUGAACUAGCGCGGUUAGCAUAGCCCAUCACUUUCCUUAUGACUAGUGAAGCUAGCUAAACUGCAUUACAGUUAUUUUAUUCUCACAAGUGACUUUAAAUCUUUACUUAGAUGAAGACAGGGAAAAAGUCAGUGAAGCAAAACAUACACGAGCAGCAGCUGACUGCUAACUUUUUCCAUUUUGAUUUAAAUGGCGUUAAGUAAGCGCGCUAAUGGAAAUAAAAUGCAGUUUUGCAGUUUGUAUCACCAACAAUUGCCCUCACAUUUCACCCAGAGUUGUUUAAAUGUGACUGAGAUGGGUUGUUUGCAGGCUUUCAAAGUUAUUCUUUUUCUAAACUUUCUCACAUAGAUCUACAGAAAAUGGGAACAUGGGAAUUAUCUUUAUGUAGUUUCUUUGGACAGGUUUGUAUAGAGAGAGAAUAUCAAGUCCUCAGAGAAAACAGAUUAAAAUGUAGUUGCUUCAUCUCUAGUUCAAUCAUCAGGUUUUUAAGUUUUGUCUUUACUGGCUAAAAUCUUUUACUGACACUAUGACCAGUGAAUGCUGGGAUGGUUCUAGGAUUAACCUAUUUUUUCCCCCCUCCUAAUAUGAACUGGUUUUACUCCUAAGCUACAGCAGCUGUCAACCCACAGCCACCUUGAGCCUCUGUGGCCAAGCUUGAGGUAAAGGGCUGCUUGGAUAAUUGGCUCAGAAGUUUGUUUGCAGAAACCUGAAUAAGUUCAACAAUGCCAGCAAGAUGUGCAAAGAGAUUUUUGUUUAGUAAUCUGUUCAGGAGUCACGCAUGUAAUAUACAGCGGUCCUAAGCAGUUGCCCAAUGCUUGCUUUUGCUUUCUGUUUGUCGCCCUGUUGCUCUGCAAGUUUACCAAACAUUAGUUUUCUGUAAGCUGCCAUACUGCUGAACCAUUAUUUUCCUGCGUGCCAUAAGCUGCUCAAAUGUGCAGAUGUAGAAUAGUGACUUGGCCUUUGUGGACAGCCUAUUGUGUGCAGUGAAUGGGCACCCCGGGUCUGGAGUGUGGGGGGACACCUGGCCGAGCACUUGAUGAUUUCACUGAGAGCAGCUGGAAGAGCAAAGGGUCAGGCAGCAUAUCUAUUGUAUAGAUGAGCCCUGAGUGGGGAGUUUCAACUCAUUAGACAUACUGGUAUGUUCUUUAUGUUGAAUUUGUCUUAUGCACAAAUAUAUAUAUUAUGUUAGGACAAACUGAAGUUAGGUGAUCAAAAUAUAUAAAAUAUAUAAAGACACCUAAGGAGGGUGGAAAAAUAUCAUAUUUUUGAAAUUCAAGAAAAAAGUGGACAGUACAAAUUAAAAAAAAAUGUAACAAACAGACAAAUCUUAUUAGAGUUUAUGUAAAUAAAAAUAGAAACAUGUAUUCUAACUCUGCUCAGCCCAAUUUAAGCAUCACCUUUGGUAAGCUUCAUGUGGCUGAUCUCAGCUGUUGUGUCUGGAAGUUAUGUCAUUGCUUAAGUUAGUAAGACUCUGUCUUUUUGCUUUGGACCAAUGUCAGCUUCUUCUCUUACUUCAAUCCCACAUUAAAAUAUUAGCCUUGUAGAUAAUUCACCAAGGUUGAUUGUCUGCAUUGCUAUCAUUACUUCAGGGAAACGUGGCUUACAGCUGACUUGAACUCCAGACUUGUGUUUUGAGGCGCUGCUCUCUGUCCAUUUGCUUCUGUUGUUUUUCAAUUAGAGAAAUGAUGCAACCCAAUUGACACAAAAACGUGGUCCAUGUGUAACUGAAUCUGCCAGUCUGGAAAUGCUGGCACACUGCUCUGGUCUAACUUUCUCAAUUAGUCCCUGGCUGCUCUGUCCACUUGGCUUGGUGCCACUGUGUAUUCAUUGUUUUCUUGAUUAGCUGUUUCAAUAGCAUAUAAUCUAAAUACUUACAGAUAUUUAAAAAACAAAUUAUUUGGUGAUCAAAGUGAAAUAAAUUAAGAUUCAUUUUUAUUUAUUUAAUGAAUUACAAGAAAGUCAUGGUUGUUGUUGGAUAUCUUUGUGUCUAUCAGUUUAUCCGUUUUUCUAAUCAUUGUAAUUGGAUUACCUAAAGCCUCCACUGCAAAUGAGGCUGGAGCAGUGCGUUGAAAGCUCAGUUGCAGGGCAGUGCUCUCAGAUGAAGUUGUUGGUAAGAACAGAUGCUGCUGAGAUUGAUGAAGCCAUCCUGUUUGGCAGGGUGCUGUCCUGUGGGAUGGAUGACGGGCAAGAGCAGGACCAGUACGAGGAGCAGCUGAAAGAAGUUUUUAACAGCUUUGACACUAGCGGCUGUGGCUCUCUGUGCCCAGAGGAGCUCUCCGACCUCUGUCAGUCGCUGCACCUUAAUGAUACCGCUCCAGCUCUUCUCCAGACUCUGCUCCAGAGCCAGGACCGCCUCACUGCCAGGGUUGACUUUGAACAGUUCAAGGAUGCUCUUAUUCUGGUUUUGUCUUCAUCCAUCGAGCCAACACAGGAAGAACAGGAAGUCCUGCCAAAACCAGAGUCUCCUGAGAUCAAACCAAAGUUUGUGAAGGGCGGUAAACGUUAUGGCCGCCGUUCCACACCAGAGUUAAUAGAGCCUAUUUCAGACUUGACUGAAACCACACACGUAAAACCAGCCGACGAGGAGGAUUUGGAGGACAACUAUGACUCAGCUGUUCCCAGGAAACGUGAGCGCUGGAAUGCUCACGAAUCAAGCACAGAGGAAUAUGAGGCAGAAGGUCAGAUGCAUCUCUGGAACCCGGAUGAGCCGAACACGCCUCGGGGAUCCAUUGUUCCCCUAUCAGCUCAUUUAGAGGAGAGGCUGCGUGAAGCCUGCGAGGAGAUGGAAAUACAAUGGGACGGAUGUGCUGGUCACGGUGAACUGCUUGCUCUCUGUGAGCAUUUGGGUCUGGAGGUGAAUGGAGAUGCGCUCCUAAGCCUGUCUGCCGAUGGAAUGAUGACUGUUCAGGAGUUUGUAUCCAGGGUUGCAAACCACAACAAACCCCCCACGCCAUCAGCCUCAACACCCUACAGGCAGCUUAAACGGCAUCACUCCACUCAGCCUUUUGAUGAGGGGGGACGGAGGAUAGCUACGCCCUCUUCUUUAACCAGCACCAUUGGCAUGCGUCUGUUCUCCUCUCUUGAUGAUGGCACCGGUUACACUUCUGUGGAGUACAUCCUGGAUGCCUGGAUAGAAGACGGAAUAGAAAACAGCACUGAUAUCCUGCAGGCUUUGAACUUUGAGCUAGAUGGAAAACUGAGUCUUGGUGAUCUCACCAUGGCACUUGAAAAUGAGCUACUCGUUACUAAGAAUGGGAUUCACCAAGCGGCACUGGCGAGCUUCAAAGCUGAGAUCAGAUAUCUCCUAGAGCGUGUAGACAGAGAGCUCAGAGAGAAAGAGAAAAUCCGAUCUGAUCUGGAAAAAGCAGAGAAGCAGAAAACGCAGCUUGCCAAUGAGGUGGAUGAGCAUCACUCUGCAAUUGAGCACAUGAAUAACCUCAAUCUCAGGAAGCUUGAGCAGGACCACAAAGAGAAGCUAGCGGCAGUAAAAUCAGAGCUGAUGAGGGAGAUGGAGCAGAUUCAGCAACAGGCUUUCCUGCAGCGUGACGAGCUGGAAGCAGAGAUCGAGAAGAUCAGGGAGGAUGAAUCUUUCAUCCGAGACCACCUCUCCAUCUCGGUGAAGGAGAACAGACGUCUGGAGAUGGAGUUACUGGACUGCAAUGAAAAACUAGUUGAUGCUCAAAACCAAAUUACUAAACUCCAGACAAGUUUGGACAACAUUAUGAAAGAUAAGUUUGGUGAUCUGGACCCUAACAGUGCAGACUUCCUCCUCCAAGAGGAGCGCAUUAAACAGCUACGCAGCGGCUAUGAAGCUCAGUGCAGGGAAUUACAAGAUCGUAUCGAUGAGCUGCAGUCAGAGCUGCGGGAGUUCCACAGCCUCGGCAGAACUCAUCAGUCUUGUCAGAAACCUCUCUCUGAGGAGCUGGAGAGUAAAAGCCCUGGAAUGGAGUCUGACCCAGGUCUCGGUUCAGAGGAGGUUCAGCCUUUCAGUAUGAGCCUAGAAGCAGAGAUGAUGCUGGAGCAGCUGAAGGAGCAGCACCUGCGUGAAAUCGAGGAAUUGCGAAACCAGCUGGAAAUCAAGAUGAAUGAAUUUAACAACAUGGUGGAAAAACAAAGGCUGAACCAUGAAGACCAGAAAGCUUCCUUGGCGAACCUCCACCAGCAGGAGGUUCAGGCUUUAAGAGAUGAGAUGGUCAACAUUCAGAGCCAUGCACAGGAGCUGCAGAGCCAGCUGGAGGAGGUAGAGUUGGAGAGGAGUUUACUGGAGGAGAAACAGACAGAGGAAAGGGAAGAGCUUAAGAACCUCCAAGAAGAGGAGUUGGUAAAACUAAGAAACCAGCUCCUGGAGGCCCAGACUCGCACUGCAGACCUGGAAGAGCAGCUGAAGACCCUAAGAGUUCAACAGACAGAGACCGAUGAAAGUCUUGAGAUUGAGAAGCUGAGGACUCAACAUGCCACAGAGCUCAAGAAACUAAAGGAUGAGCAUGCAGAGCUGUUUGAAACCAGACUAGCAGAGGAGAGAAAGGAAUUACAGGAGGAAAAGGCUGAUUUGGAGAAGAGAUUAUUAGAUGAUUGGGAAAGCAAGAAGAAAUUGUUACUAGAAAGCCAUGAGGAGAAACUAAGUGAUAAACUAGAGGAGGUAAAAUUGAAAUUUGAGGAAGAGCGUGAGGAAUUGGUGGAGACGCUGACAGAGGAGUGGCAGAAAGAGAGGGCUCAGCUGGAUCAGCAGAACGGCGAGUCUUUACAGAUGCUGCUGGAGGAAGAGAUGCUGAGACUCGUCAAGGAGCAAGAAGAGAAGGAGAACAGUCUGAGGGAGCAGUGGGAGAGGGAACGAGCUCAGCUUCAGGAGCAUCACGAGGCGGCGCUGCUUGAAAAAAUACUCGAGAGGUCGCAGCUACAGGAGAAGUUUGAGCAGAGGGAGAAAAAGCUGAAGGAGAAGUGGGAGAGGGAGAGACUCCAACUGGAGGAGGAUUAUGAAGGGAUGAUCCAGGAUAGGAUAAAUGAGGAGAGGGAGAAGUUUGAGACGGAGAGGGAGAAGGUGGAGAAAAGACUGGAAAGUUUGAUGGCAGAGGAGAAGGCGCGUCUAGAGGAGAGCCAUCGAGAAGCCGUGAAGGAGCUGAGUGUCAAGCAUAUAGAGGAAAGGGACACACUCAGCGCCAUGUUAGACAAACUACGAGAUGACAUCGCCCAGGAGAGGAAGGACAUCGAGAUCAGUUUCAACCUGAGAAUCAAAGAAGUGGAAGAUCGUUUCUCGUGUGAUCAGGAAUUUGUUGCACAGCGUUUUCAGGCUGAUGUUUUGAAACUUGAACAGCACUACCAAAGAGAGCUGGAGGCUCUUUCUGAAAGCCACGCCAAGCAGAAGCUCGAGUGGGAAGCAGAGAUGCAGAAGGCUCUCGAGAGAGCAGAGGAACAAAGAAAAAUGAUGGAGGAGGCAGCGGAGGGGGAAAGACAGAGAUUAAAUCAGGAGUGGACAAAAGAAAGAAGGGAGCUAGAAAGUGUUCACGAAGAGCAAAUGGAAGCACUAAUGAAUGAGAAAAAGCAGCUGGAACAUGAGCUCGAUGACUUGAUUAGCAAGGCUCAGACCAAAGAAAUAGAGCUCAGCAAGCAGCUGAAUGAUCUCCAUAACAGGCUUCAGGAAAGCCUGAAAACCAAACAUGAUCUUCUUGUUCAGACAGAGCUCCUGUUGAAUGAAACAGUCGAUGAUUUUAAACAGGAGAGGGAAGAACUUCUGAGUAGUAAUUCAGAACUUGAAUCAAAGUACAAUGAGAUGCUUUGUAUUUCAGAAAGGCAGACAGCAGAGAGGAUUGAACUUUUAAAUGAGCGCGAUGAUUUAAAGAUGAAGAUCGAAGAGCUGGAGAUGCUUCUUAAGCGGGCUGCAGUGGACUUUGAGCUUGACAGGCGUGAGCUACAGGAAAGUGUGUCGAUUCUUGAGCAAAAGCUAAAAGAUGCAGUUGAGAUUAAGGCAGAAGAUUUUAAAGUAAGAGUUAAAGAGCUGGAGAUGGAAGUCCAACAGCUUUCAUCUUCUGUGGAAAAAGUGGAAGACAAAGAGAUGAAGGAAUUGAAGGGGAUGAACACAUUAAUGGAGGAGAUGCUACACAACAGAGAAUGCGUUUCUUUAUUUGGUGAAGAAACACCUGAAAUUCUGGAUGAACAAGAUAGCGAUGAAGAGACUCUAACGGGGACUCUGUAUGCAGGAGAGGAAGCCACUGAAAACGUGGAUGUUUUUGAUGCAAACAAUGAAGAUGGCUCUGCUACCAGUGACAUUCGGGGAGACGGAGAGUUAAUGGGUGCUAGUGAAAACCAAGAACUCCGACAAAAUAUCGUGCAAGAAGAUAUGAAAGAGACUCAUGAAUUGUGUCCUGCAAAUGCUGAUGGGUUUCAGGGAUGUGGUGAUGAUAUUUAUGUUACUGAUUUCCCCGAGCAAGCUGAACUUUAUCACGCAGGCUGUGAGUUGGCACCUUCUGAUCACCCCGAGUCCGAAUCCACAGAAAACCCAAAUGAAGCAGUUUUCCCAGAGAUGAAAUGUGGGCCCGUCUCAUCACUUGAGGCCUUUGAAGAUGGUGAGAACAAAGCAACUCUUGAAUUAUGUAAAGAGAACAAUCCUCAAGAUGUAGCAGCAGUGGGGUUUGAAAGCUAUUCCCAGGAAGAUGAGCAGCAUCAUGAGACUGUGGUUGUGUCCUCAACGCUGGAGGAGACAGGUUACCCUGGUGAACCGUGUCUGGAGGAUGCUGAGGUUAACUGUUUACUGAAUAACUCCCUGGUUUUAGACUGUGAACAUUUACUCGCAGAACUAAAGGGGGGAAACGUUAAAUGUGGACAUGAAUGUGUGGAUCAAGACUCUGAUUGUGAGCGGCAGCCUUUGCUGAAACUACAGGCUUUCUAUAAUACGACCACAGAGGAGAACAUUCUCCUGCAUGAGAAGAUUUCUUUGCUUCAGCAGAAGACUGAAAUACUAGAGAACCUGCUGGCUCGUAACAAUGAAAAGAUCAAGGCUGGGCACCAGGUGUUAGAGGAAAACUACAGCCUCAAAGUUAGAAUGUUGCUGUUAAUGGAGCAUGUCAAAGAGCUGGAGAUAAAGGCCUUGAAAAUGACAAAUCUUCAGAUUAGGUAUGAAGAUUGCAUGUGUGAAAAUGCCAAACUGAAGGAGCAAAAUGGUGAACUUGAGAGAAGGGUGUGGAGCCUUGAGAGCAGGAUCAAUAUUUUCCACAGUUUCAAAGAGCAGCAAAUUUCACUUGUGGAUGAGAUCAACAGGAUGAGAGAAGAAAACACUAAACUGUCUGAGCUGUUCAGCGAAUUAGAAAGGCAGGAUGGGAUUCUUUCAGCCUUUGGCCUAGAUGCUGAACGACUGGAGAGCCCCUCAGUGGAGGCUUUUCUGGAUUUAGAUAGGGAACUGGAGGCGAAUGUUGAUGCAGUGACUGAUCUUGAAGACUGCUGUAAGGCGUUGGAGAAGCAGAACACGCAACUUCACCGAACCAUCACAGAGCUACAACACAAGUCACAGACAUUAAACAAAGUGACGCAGGCUCAUAGAUCUGAAGCCAGUCGUCUUGCUGAAGAAAACGUCAUCCUCAGGCAAAAGAUCUCUGCAUUGAAAGAAGAGGACUUAAAGGAAGUCCAGCAAGAGUUGACACAAACAUGGGAGCACCUGAAGAAAGAGAAGCUAGCAGCUCAAAAAGCAUCACAGAAUUUCCAAAAACAGAUUGCAGAGCUGCGUUUGCAGAGUCAGCAGCUGGAGGAUGCGAAUGGGAUGCUGUCAGAGAAAAAUGCCCAAAAUACUGCCGGUACGGAGAGUCUACGACAGCAGCUGGCAGAAUUGAUAAAGGAAAAUGAGAGGAGGGAAGCUGCUUCUGCUGAAGAGAAAAACAAGCUGGCAGCUUGUGUGUCUGCUCUGGAGGCAGAGUUGACCAAAGCGCUGGAGGACACUGCACAGCUGGAGGAGAGGAAUAUCCAGCUGUCACAGAAGCUCUCUAACCUCAGAGAGAAGGCAAUCGCGGCGGGCACAAUGGAGAGUCACCUCAGCCACCUCGUAGAGGAGCGGAGGAGUGUGGAUAAGGAGACUGUAGGGCUGCGCAACCAGCUAGCCAGAGCUCAAGAGAAGGUCAAGACUAUGGAAGAAACUCUUCAGACUGUCAACCAUCAAAGUACUCGUCUGAAGUCGGACCUUCGUGUCUCGCAACAAGAGAGGGAUUCUCUAAAACAUGAAGUUGCAUUGCUACACAAAGAGCUGCAGAAUGCUGUAGAUAAAAACCGUAUUUUGGAGAUGGCCCUGCACUCAAGCGGUCUGCAGAAUCACAGCAAGAAGCUGUACAGAGAUGAGAUGUCUCGGCUGAUGGAGCAGGAGCAGCAGCUACUGAGGCAAGAAAACGAGAGACUUCAAGCAGAAGUGUGCAGCAUCAAAGGAGACCUCACCCAGUCCAGAGAAAAAGUCCGUCAGCUUGAUGCUACCAUACUCUCCCUGAAGCAGCACAAACAUCAGAGUCCAUCCUCUCUGAUGAAGGCCUUGGAACAGGAAAACUUCUCUCUUAAAAAGGAGCUUGAAGCACAAAGGGAGCUUACCAUGGGCUGUGAAGGUGGACAAAGACGCACUGAGCUGGAGAGCCUUCAGCAAGAAAACGAGGCGCUCAAGGCUCAGCUGGCUCGACUAACAACACAGCUGCUCGAGACUUUGCAGGCACAAUUCAUAGGACUCCUGCCUCCAUCACCUCACAGGAUGCCCAGAGGACAGCACCGUGGUGAAGAUCCAGACAACAUGCAGGGGGCGAUGCCGGAGCAGCGGGCGGCACACGCAGACAGCUGCCGGCGGAUCGGUGGAUUGUAACGCCAGCGUCAUUUCCUGCUCUUCGCUUUAGAGACUGCUUACAUUCUGCUCUCCCUCUGUUUCCGGAGUAAAAAUCUGAAUGUGGCACAUGAAGCCCCACAUUCGUGGUGCCUGAGAUAAAUGGCAUGAAGUUGUAGUUGUAUUUCAUUGCUGCUAGGUGGCAGGAAAACACAGAAAAGGCACCUGGCUUGUUUUCCCAAUGGGAUUUUGAUCACACUAAUACUUGCAUUGGCAGUUGAUAGACUGUUUUCUAAAAAGAAUAAAUAAAUAAAAAUUUAUUGAGCUUAUAUAGACUGGAAAGAUGUAGGACCAGACCUUUGGUGGAUUCAUUAUACAUCCUGAUCAGUCUUUUCAAUGCAGGGUUUACUUUCUGGGAAUGACUGUUAUGCACUUGUCUUUUUAAAACUUGAAAGGGUUUAUGACAGGGUAUGUAUGUAUCCUCGGAGGAAAAAUCUUGUCAUCAAGGGCCAAGGUUAGUGCCUGACAGCCUUUUGAGUCUUUUUCUAACAAUCAAACCAUUCACACGUGUUAUUGCCAGGUGAUGCUACCUGAUGUGCAGUCAGGGUUCAUGGAGAUUUUUCAGUGAAGGUACCAAGUUUUUAGUCCUCUACUGUACAUUUGUGUUCUGGGCGUCUUGUUGCUGCUGAGCACCCAAAGUGAAUCACAUCUUUUUGUUUUGGUGUUGUUGUUGUUGAUGUUUUGGUUUUGCUUUUUUGUUUUUUAAGCAAGGACUGAUCAAACAUGUUUGGUAAUUAAUUUCAGUGUUUGGCUGGUAUUUAUUAAAUCUUUGUGAGGUUGGUAGUGUGUCUUUAGUACAGUGUGUCAUUAUGUCUGCGUUUUUGUUUUGUUUUUUAAUCAUUUAGUGCAUUUUUGUUCUUCUUCCUACACAUGCACAUUUGUUUUAUUUUAUUUAUUUUUUUCAUGUUUAUUAGAGUUUGUUUUAUUUAUGCAUUAAUUAAUAUUUUUUCUAGCUAUAUCUGGAAUAUAAGUCAUAAUUUUAUACUUGUAUUUAUUUUUCUAGUGAAUCAUCCUCUCUUAAGAAAUGUAACAGAAAUCCAAUAAUAAAGAAUAAAGCAACUAGCUCACAAGAAAUGCUGUCUGUAUGGUGUCUGACUCAUCUCAUGCUCACAUUUCCAUUUUUUUCAGAAGCUAAAAAUCUCAUUUUACAUGGUAGUCUUGCAUCAGCAGCAGUUUGACGAUGUCCUUGACUGUCUUCU